AUGCCGUCACUGGUACGAGACUCUGCCCUUGGCGGGAUUAUCCGUCUCGUUACCCACAACAGGUACUUGAAGUACCCAGAGGAGAAACCCGACUUUCAGUUACCCGAACCAUGGAUACAAUUGAUGAACAACGAGGAGCCUAGCCAGCCAGCCACGUUUGACAGCGUGCCAUCCUCAUCUUCAGAGUCGUCAGUGUCCGAUGACGAAGAAAAGCAAACAGAAAGGAGGGAAGAAGACCCCCAGCCCUAUGAGAAACCUGGCGAAAGAUCACGUCUGGGCCUCCAGCGGACCAAGAGCCGAGAAGAGACUACACCUUACACCGCGGAUCGGCUCGAGGUUGAUGAGAGGCACGAGCUCGAGAAGUCAAGAUCCAUACCUAUUGUGCCGCGCAAGACGAAAGAUGGUGCCAUACUCGUAGACUGGUACUAUUCUGACGACCCCGAGAACCCUCAGAACUGGUCCAAUGCCCGCCGUGCUGCUGUGACAACUAUUAUCUGCCUCUACACCUUCGUGGUGUACAUGUCGUCAGCUAUCUACACCACAUCCGAGGAAGGUAUCAUGGAGGAGUUCGGCGUGGGCAAGACCGAGGCCGCACUGGGUCUCUCGCUGUUCGUGCUCGGCUACGGAACUGGCCCUCUGAUCUUCAGCCCCCUCUCUGAGCUCCCAGCCAUCGGCCGUAACCCGAUCUAUGUCAUCACAAUGUUCCUGUACACCAUCAUCUCGAUCCCAACCGCCCUCGUCCAGAACUACCCUGGCCUGAUGGUCCUCCGCUUCUUGCAGGGCUUCUUCGGGUCUCCAUGCCUGGCCUCUGGCGGCGCUUCGGUCGGAGACAUGUACUCGCUCAUGUCGCUCCCAUACGCCAUGAUCGCCUGGGUCAGCGCGGCAUACUGCGGCCCGGCCCUGGGCCCGCUGCUCUCGGGUUACUCGGUCCCGAUCAUGGGCUGGAGGUGGUCCCUCCUCGAGGUGAUCUGGGCCGCCUCGCCGAUGUUCCUGGCCAUGUUCCUCUUCCUGCCGGAGACGAGCACGCCCACCAUCCUGCUGAGGCGCGCGCAGCGCCUCCGCAAGCUCACCGGCAACGACCGCUUCAUGAGCCAGAGCGAGAUCGACCAGCGCAACCUCAAGACGUCGGCGGUGCUGGUGGACGCGCUGAUCAAGCCGCUCGAGAUCACGCUCAAGGACCCGGCCAUCCUGUUCGUGCAGAUCUACACCGCCAUCAUAUACGGCAUCUACUACAGCUUCUUCGAGGUCUUCCCGCUCGUCUACCCCGUCUACUAUGACAUGACGGCUGGGCAGAUCGGCCUGGUGUUCCUGUGCAUUCUUGUCGCCUGCCUUAUUGGUAUUGCCAUCUACAUUAGCUAUAUUUACUUUUACAUGAACCCCAGGAUCAAGGCCAAAGGCUGGCCCGUCCAGGAGAGCCGCCUCGUCCCCGCGCUCGCUGCCGCCUUCGGGCCCACCGUCGGCCUGUUCAUCUUUGCGUGGACCGCCGCGCCGCAGUUCCCCUGGAUCGCGCCCACGAUUGGUAUCACACUCUAUGGCGCUACUGUCUUUGUGGUGAUGCAAUGCAUCUUUGUCUACGUUCCGAUCAGCUACCCGCAGUACGCCGCCAGUCUUUUCGCGGGGAACGACUUCUUCCGCAGCGCCUUGGCGUGUGGCAGUAUCUUGUUCGCUGGGCCCCUUUAUGGGAACCUGGGUGUUGCGCGGGGCACUAGCCUGCUGGGUGGCCUGAGUACGAUCGGCAUCAUCGGUAUCUUCUUGCUCUACAUCUACGGUGGCAGGCUGAGGGCCAUGAGCAAGUUCGCUGUAUCUUCUUCGGAGUAG
This is a messenger RNA of Diaporthe amygdali, 1818 nucleotides long. RefSeq lists its product as uncharacterized. Gene Ontology annotation, molecular function: fluconazole transmembrane transporter activity. The transcript has a single exon. Gene Ontology annotation, biological process: xenobiotic detoxification by transmembrane export across the plasma membrane. Lineage: Eukaryota; Fungi; Ascomycota; Sordariomycetes; Diaporthales; Diaporthaceae. Bases 1 to 1818 code for a protein of 605 amino acids. The record is from RefSeq and is a predicted model, not a curated record.